AUGCCUGCUGAAAAGAAAGACAAGAAGAGAAAAACACCAGAGACAAGCUCUGACAUUACCCCAAAGAAAGACAAGAAGAAGACCAAGAAGGAACAAACCAUUAUUGCCAGUACUCCUUCCACUUCUUCACAACCAGCAACUCCAUCAAGCUCUAAGAGUGAUACCUCUCUUCCAUUUUCAACAGAUUCUCCACUCACAUUCAGUCCACCUGUUCCUCCAAGACCAAAGAUAGUUGCCUCUGAAAGAAGAGCUUGNGAGUUGACCACCAACAAUAGAGCAAUUGACAAUCUUUUUGAAUUGUGCUAUUCUAUUCCUGAAUACCAAC
This is a messenger RNA of Naegleria gruberi, 325 nucleotides long. RefSeq lists its product as uncharacterized. NCBI's taxonomy places the organism in Eukaryota, Heterolobosea, Eutetramitea, Acrasida, Naegleriidae. The annotation marks the transcript as partial. The record is from RefSeq and is a predicted model, not a curated record. The transcript has a single exon.